AUGGCUGCUGCCGACGAACAGUUUGGAAACAAAGGCUACGGCCAGAUAGGAUCAUAUGGCGGCAACCCCUACGACUCGCGCGACCCGAGCCCGGCUGGCUACAACAACUACAACCAGGGCGGCGGCUAUGGCGAUGUAGAGAUGCAACCCUACGGUGGCGCAAGCGCGAACCCCAAUGCCAUCCUCGACGAAUGCCGCGAAGUUGACCGCGCCCUCGACGACCUCGAUGCCCAGCUCAGUAACCUCGACCGAGUGUUCAAGCAGUCGCUGGCGCGGCCAGAUAUGCCCUCGGGCGAAAUCAACAACCUCAGCUCCCAGAUUAUGACGGGGUACCGUGGCCUCGUGACACGCGUAAAAGCAAUUAAGUCCAAGCCCGACUCUGGUCACCCAAGGAAUGCUCCACAAGUCGGCAAGGUCGACCGCAGACUCAAGGCGACUAUCAACAAGUACCAGUCACUCGAAUCGGAUUUCCGAAGGGAUUCGCAAGCUGCUGCCGAGCGCCAAUACCGCAUUGUGCGCCCAGACGCAACCGAACAAGAGGUCCGAGACGCAGUAGCGGACCCCGAUGCGCCCAUCUUCCAGCAGGCUCUCCUUAACUCAGACCGCCGCGGCCAAGCCUCAUCUACCCUCCGCAACGUAAAAGAGCGCCACGAGGCCAUCCAGAACAUAGAACGUCAAAUGGUCGAACUCGCCCAACUGUUCCAAGACCUUGACCAGAUCGUCCAGGAGCAAGAACCGCUCGUUGCCAACAUCGAGCAAAAGGGCGAGGAAAUCCACGACAACGUCCAGGCUGCCAACGUCGAAAUUGAUGGUGCUAUCGUCAAGGCGCGUAGCCGCAACCGCAAGAAGUGGUGGUGCCUCCUCGUUAUCCUGCUUAUCAUCAUUAUUGUGGUCGUCAUUGCUGUGGUUGUCACACAGGUUAAUAAGGCGGCUGCGAAUACUGUUGCGUAA
Molecule: messenger RNA, 951 nt
Organism: Alternaria burnsii
Lineage: Eukaryota; Fungi; Ascomycota; Dothideomycetes; Pleosporales; Pleosporaceae
Product: nicotinate phosphoribosyltransferase
Exons: 3
Coding region: 1-951 (316 amino acids)
Biological process (GO): vesicle fusion; intracellular protein transport; exocytosis
Cellular component (GO): SNARE complex; endomembrane system; plasma membrane
Molecular function (GO): SNARE binding; SNAP receptor activity
Source: RefSeq, a predicted model, not a curated record